Molecule: messenger RNA, 1674 nt
Organism: Paraglomus brasilianum
Lineage: Eukaryota; Fungi; Glomeromycota; Glomeromycetes; Paraglomerales; Paraglomeraceae
Source: the annotation of a GenBank genome assembly
AUGGGCUCUAUCAUUAAGAACCAUCCAAACUAUCUAACUCUCAACAGUUUUGAGUUUUUAGAUGAGCUUCCACUGCUCACACCUGAAGAAACGUGCACCAUUGAAAAAAAUUUUGUCCAUCUCAAUAAGAAUCCACCAAACCCUAAUAACGAUUGGAAAAUGGAAGUUGGACAUGUGCACCCUUGGGUUCAGAAUGUUUACGAAUCUUUGGCGAAAAUAUGGGGCCUUGCCAUUAUCCAGGAUACGCAUAAUGGUGGUCCUAGUGGUAGCAUUUAUGCGGAUCAUUACCUCACAUACACGACGUGGCAGAAUUUAUACACUCAAAGAACAAUCGAUUGGACAAAGUGCUACGCAUUUGAGGACAAAUUGGAAUGGUCGAGUUCCUCCUUAGACCAAGCAAUGGUUCAGUGUCACAGAUACUCCAGACAUUUCUUCGACACGAGUGAGAAUAGUACGCAUAAAUACUUCUCAAUCAUUACCAACGGUUCCAACUAUGCACUUUGGUAUUCGUACUUGGACAAGAAAGGUGAUAUGUUCGGUGGCUUGACGGACAGCAUCAAGUGGUGCAAGGAAACGCUGCUGAUUGUCGGACGUGUCUUCAAGUCUUUCGCCAAAGCUAACAUCGGCAGACUCCGUGCUAAUGCUUCUCCACGAGAGCUUGAAAGCUUUUUUCCCAGCAAAGACAUCGAUUCUCCUAAGACAACAUCUACCUCAUUGCCCCGUCGACAUGUGAACAUAAAUAAAGGUUUAUACGACGUGAUUCUGGAAUGGGCAGUAAAACGCUCUCAAUUCGGUCUCCCGAUCGUGUCGACAAGUAUCGGUGAAGUUGAAGCAUAUCGAAUUUUGGGGACUGGGUCCAGUUCUAUUGUCUUCGAAGCGUACACUCCGGAGAAUGUACGAGUAGCACUUAAAUACAGUUUGGAUGAUCGUUGUCUGGAACGCGAAGUUCAGAUGUUGAAAAAAUUCGAAAAACUCGAGGAUAUUCCGAAAUUAUUAUACGAAGAUCUCCAUAAUCCUAUUAUGAGUAUCCCUUGCAUUGUCACCAGCAUGGUUGGCAGUAAAAUCACGAAGGUUGAUGUGACAACUGCCUGCAACAUCAUAACUGAUGUUGUUGAAAUUCUAAAGGCCCUUCAUAAAUACGGGUACAUACAUAACGAUAUUCAUCCUGGGAAUAUCGUAAAUGUUAACGAUAAAUACCGGCUGAUAGACUUUGGCUUCGCUGUUCCGCUCUCCAAGAAAAGAGAUAAUGUCCCCAGUAGUUGGCCAGAAGGCCAUAUCAUAUUCGCCUCUCAUAAUAGAGGUAAGCGUCUCGGAGCUGGAGACGACUUGGAAGCCCUCUGUUAUACAAUUGCAUUUAUGUACAAUUCGAACAAUGCGUAUUGGCAGACUGUCACCGAGGAUCCAUACCAGGCCGUUCAUAUGAAGGAAAGAAAACUCACUUAUCUGUUUGAUGGGCUUCCGCCAGUAUUUCGAGACUUUUUUGACUAUGUCUAUGAUCUUGACAUCACAGUGAUACCGGACUAUGAAUAUUGGCAGGGUUUAUUCCUAGAGACUGCAGAAACUUGGUGUUCUCGACCAAAAAAACACCUUCCAGAAACAUCGCUAGGAAGUUCUAAUCAUAACUUUGAGUCUGAACGUUGUAUACGACGUCGAAUUGAACAACAGGCCUGGUGA